Messenger RNA from Symbiodinium natans, 2325 nucleotides. The record is from the annotation of a GenBank genome assembly. NCBI's taxonomy places the organism in Eukaryota, Dinophyceae, Suessiales, Symbiodiniaceae.
AUGGACCUGGACAUGGGAAGCCUUGCAGCCCUGGCGUUAAUGAGCUCGAUUGGCAUGUUCAGCUGCGCCAUCACUGGAUUUGGAGAGAACAUCAUCUAUCAGCUUGGCUGGUACGGCAUGUCACUGCUUGGCUUAUCCUCCGGGCACCUACUGCAGUCCGUGACCAUCCUGACCGUGAUCAACUGGCCCCUGGCAAUCACGCAAGCCUUCCUGACGAGGCAGUACGUGAACGUGCGCUUGGCUGCGGCGCUGGGCACGUUUUCGGGCUUAGCGUGCGUCGUUGGCGUGUCGGUCUUGGUCCGCUUCGACAACGUAUGGCUUAAACGCAGCCUGGGUGCAGUGCUUGUUCUGCUUUGGCUUUGGCAGAUAGCCCUGGAGAAGCGAGUGAAGCGUGUACUGGAGGAGAACCAAGACUUCGAUGUCUGUGAACGCAAGAAUUUCCUCCUCGCAGCUGUGACAGGCACGUGCUCUGGCCUUCUGAGCGGGCUCUUUUCGACACCAGGGCCACCCAAUAUGAUCUUCGUUCUUGUGGCACAAGUCAGCAGCCAGGAUGAGUGGCGGAGUACUCAGGCGGCGCUCAACUUUCUGCAGCUUCCCGUGCGCCUCGCGGCGAUCACAGCCGAGACGAGCUUGGAAGAUGUUGCGCUUCUGUGGCCCCAGAUGCUGCUGAGCUUCAUCUUCGGAUUUCUGGGCUUGCUGCUGGGCAAUCGAGCAGCGCCCUUCGUUUCGGAGAAGAUCUUUCGGGAGCUGAUUCUGACGUUUUUGCUGCUGGGAGGCCUCACGAUGCUUACAGCAGAAGCUGGCUGGCUCACAGGGGCAGUCUUGUUCUUCGCUGGCGUCGGUGUUGCGGCCAAAUUUGCUUGGUCAGCAUGGGCCUCUACAUCUACUAACGAUUCCAGUGGCACGUCAAUGCUUGACGAUUUCGAUGAGGCUGUGCGGGAGCGCGCCAUCGCAAAGGUACAACUUCAACUCUCCGAGAUCCCAGAGGAUGACAUGGGCAACGGCGUGCCAGAAGACUUCCUCGAGGAGGCGAAGGCUGUAACUGAUGGCCACGUCGUCCUGCUUGACAAUGCAAUCAACGAGGACGGUGAGCCCAUGUGGGCCAUUGAUAUCCAGGAGUCGGUUGCGCGAGGCAUCACCGCCAACUCGGUGCAGAACAGGUAUUUGGACAUGCUGGAGUCCCUGAAGCUCAAGGCCUUCCUGAUGAACGCGGAGAAGGAGAGCCAGGUGAUGGACAACGAGGAUAUGGACGUGAAGUUGGACAACGCCCCUCUCUGCGCGCUGAUGCAACAGUCUGUGGGCGACGUGUUUUCGCCCGAGGUGGUGGUGGAGGCCUUGGGCGCAUCCUUGUCCGAGGGCAUCUUGCAGUUGCGGCUGCAGGAACAGAAUCUGCCCCCGAGACCUCCAGCUGGCUUUGUGAUCAUCGAAGUCCACGCAGCUGCGGUGAAUUUUCCUGAUUUGCUCAUGACCUGCGGUGGUUAUCAGUAUCGCCCGCAGCUGCCCUACACACCUGGAACGGAAGCUGCUGGCAUCAUCCGGGCGGUGGGACAGCAGGUCAAAGGUCUCUCAGAAGGGCAGCAGGUGAUGGUGAGCCUUCCUGAGGGCUGCAUGGCCUCCUGGCUCACUGCUCCCGCAGCUGCCUGCACGGCCCUGCCACCCAGGCUCUCCCUCCAGGAAGGAGCCGCCUUCAGUGUGGCCUUCUCCACGGCCUUUCAUUGCCUCGUGGAGAGGGCGCACACCACGGCCGCCGACUGCGUGCUGGUGAACGGUGCUACCGGUGGAGUGGGAUUGGCAGCUGUCCAGGUGGCUCGCGCGCUCAAGUGCCGCAAGAUCAUUGCCACGGGCCGGGGCCGGGAGAAGCUCGCCGUGGUCGCGCGCCUGGGCGCGACCUGCUGCCUGGAUCUGGAGGAGGUCACGCUGGCGCAGGCGCUGAAGGCCGAGACCGGCGGCCAGGGUGUGGAUGUGGUGUUUGAUACCAUCGGAGGCGAGGUCUUCGACGAGUCCUUGCGCGGAACGGCUUGGGGCGCUCGUGUGCUGGUCGUUGGCUUUGCAUCUGGGAAGCACCCCAGCAUCCGCGCGAACUAUGCGUUGAUCAAAGGUCUUACCAUCAUGGGCUGCCGUGCAGGUGAAAGCGUGCGUCGAGACCCCACUCUUCAUGGUCCUCGCAUGAAGCAGCUGCUGGAGUGGGUGGCGGCUGGUGAGAUCCGACCCCACAUCUCGCAUGAGUUUCCCGUGGAGGACGUGCAGGAGGCAUUCCGGACCGUGCUCGAGCGCCGGGUCAUUGGCAAGGCCGUCGUCACCUUCGCCCAGGCCAGCAAGCUUUGA